UCAUCAGUUCGUUUCGUCCAUCUGGGUCGCCUUCGGAUUGCCCAGAAAGCUUCACGCCCCGCUGCGGUUCUUCCUGCGAGGCCGAGAAUGCCGCCCGCCUACGGAUCUCGUCUCACCACGUUCGAGGACUCCGAGAAGGAGAGCGAGUACGGAUACGUCCGAAAGGUAUCGGGUCCUGUGGUGGUGGCCGAUGGCAUGGCUGGGGCGGCCAUGUAUGAGUUAGUUCGUGUCGGUCAUGAUAAUCUCAUUGGUGAAAUCAUUCGUCUGGAGGGAGAUUCUGCGACUAUCCAAGUUUAUGAAGAAACAGCUGGUUUGAUGGUCAAUGACCCUGUUCUGAGGACGCAUAAGCCUCUGUCAGUGGAAUUGGGUCCUGGAAUCUUGGGAAACAUUUUUGACGGAAUUCAGAGACCCUUGAAAACUAUUGCCAAAAGAUCUGGUGACGUCUAUAUUCCUCGUGGUGUAUCUGUUCCCGCAUUAGACAAAGACAUACUCUGGGAGUUUCAGCCUAAAAAAAUCGGUGAAGGUGAUCUUUUAACCGGAGGAGACCUAUAUGCUAAUGUCUUCGAGAAUAGUUUAAUGCAACAUCAUGUUGCUCUGCCUCCUGACUCCAUGGGAAAAAUCACUUACAUUGCACCGCCUGGUCAAUAUUCAUUGAAGGAUACAGUGCUAGAACUUGAGUUCCAAGGUGUCAAAAAGCAAUUCACCAUGCUACAGACUUGGCCAGUUCGUACACCUAGACCAGUUGCAUCAAAGCUGGCUGCUGAUACUCCUUUGCUUACUGGUCAGCGUGUGCUUGAUGCACUUUUUCCUUCUGUUCUUGGUGGGACUUGUGCCAUUCCUGGAGCAUUUGGCUGUGGGAAAACUGUGAUUAGUCAAGCUCUUUCAAAGUAUUCUAACUCUGAAGCUGUGGUAUAUGUUGGUUGUGGAGAACGUGGAAAUGAAAUGGCAGAGGUUCUUAUGGAUUUUCCUCAACUAACAAUGACAUUGCCUGAUGGUCGCGAAGAAUCUGUCAUGAAGCGUACUACACUGGUAGCCAAUACAUCUAAUAUGCCAGUGGCAGCUCGCGAGGCGUCAAUUUAUACUGGUAUUACUAUUGCCGAAUACUUCAGGGAUAUGGGCUACAAUGUCAGCAUGAUGGCAGAUUCAACAUCUCGUUGGGCAGAAGCACUGCGUGAAAUCUCUGGACGGCUGGCUGAAAUGCCUGCCGAUAGCGGGUAUCCUGCUUAUCUAGCGGCACGUUUAGCAUCCUUUUAUGAACGAGCUGGGAAGGUGAAAUGUUUGGGUGGGCCAGAGCGGACAGGCAGUGUCACUAUUGUUGGAGCCGUUUCUCCUCCUGGAGGAGAUUUUUCAGAUCCCGUAACAUCUGCAACCCUUAGCAUUGUCCAGGUCUUCUGGGGUCUGGAUAAGAAACUUGCCCAGAGAAAACAUUUUCCUUCUGUGAAUUGGCUCAUUUCUUACUCAAAGUAUUCAACGGCAUUGGAAUCAUUCUACGAGCAAUUUGAUCCAGAUUUUAUCAACAUCAGGACAAAGGCUCGUGAGGUGCUUCAGAGAGAAGAUGAUUUGAACGAAAUUGUGCAGCUCGUGGGCAAAGAUGCUUUAGCAGAAGCAGAUAAAAUUACACUGGAAACUGCGAAGCUCUUGAGGGAAGAUUAUCUUGCUCAGAAUGCUUUUACUCCAUAUGAUAAAUUUUGCCCCUUUUACAAGUCCGUUUGGAUGAUGCGCAAUAUCAUCCAUUUCUAUAAUCUGGCCAACCAGGCUGUGGAGAGAGCUGCUGGUAUGGAUGGUCAGAAGAUAACUUACACCCUCAUCAAGCAUCGGCUGGGAGAUCUCUUCUACCGUUUGGUGUCCCAGAAAUUUGAGGAUCCAGCUGAAGGAGAAGAAGCUCUGGUUGCAAAAUUCAAGAAGCUUCAUGAGGAUCUAACUGCUGGUUUCCGCAAUCUAGAGGAUGAAACACGCUGAGCCAAAAGUUCAAUGCUGAAGAUUUUCAUCGAUCAUCAGGCCAAUGGUUCUGGCGGCUGCGCUGAUGAAGCUCACUUGCCCCUCUUGGUUCUGCAUCAGAAUCAAGAGUGUCCAUAGAUAAAGAUUGCCAGCCCCAGCCUUAGGCUAUCAUUUUUAUUAUGGUCGGAUGUACACAAUAAGAUGCAAGCCAUUCUGUCUCUUCUGGGACAUCUGGUGAGAAAAAGAUGCUGAAUGGUCUGUGCUUAUUUAAUGUGGUUUGACCAAUGUUUCCUUGUGUUUACGAAAGAUAAUAGGUUUGGUGUGAGCUUGAGACGAGGCUUAACAGAUAUGGAAAGCAGUGGUGUUCUUAAUAAAUAUGGGGAAUGUCUCUUGUCUUGUGUUUCUAA
Syzygium oleosum is the source of this 2345-nucleotide messenger RNA. RefSeq names its product V-type proton ATPase catalytic subunit A. Gene Ontology annotation, molecular function: proton-transporting ATPase activity, rotational mechanism; ATP hydrolysis activity; ATP binding. Lineage: Eukaryota; Viridiplantae; Streptophyta; Magnoliopsida; Myrtales; Myrtaceae. Gene Ontology annotation, cellular component: plant-type vacuole; proton-transporting V-type ATPase, V1 domain. The record is from RefSeq and is a predicted model, not a curated record. Bases 88 to 1959 code for a protein of 623 amino acids. The transcript is spliced from 20 exons. Gene Ontology annotation, biological process: ATP metabolic process; proton transmembrane transport.